Molecule: messenger RNA, 3687 nt
Organism: Monopterus albus (swamp eel)
Lineage: Eukaryota; Metazoa; Chordata; Actinopteri; Synbranchiformes; Synbranchidae
Gene: rgs22
Product: regulator of G protein signaling 22
Exons: 23
Coding region: 50-3574 (1174 amino acids)
Biological process (GO): regulation of signal transduction
Cellular component (GO): nucleus; cytoplasm
Molecular function (GO): G-protein alpha-subunit binding
Source: RefSeq, a predicted model, not a curated record
UGCAGCUGCCUGGCUCGACUCUACAGGCAUUUGUAUUUUCAAGGUUAUCAUGUGUGGUGUUGUUUCAACAGAGUUUCCCCAUCUUACUGCUGCUACAUUUGAGAACUGUCUGGCAUCUGAUGGUGUAUUGGUUCACUUCUUCAAUGCGUUCUUAAGUCUCCCGUCUUUCCCUGAGGCUGUGCUGUACAACCAGGAGACUGGGUUGUUUGAGGUGGAGAGUGGGGCGGCUGAGCUUGUCUCCAGAAGAAUCCGAUCGGCCCUACACCACAGGAAAUUGCAACUCCUUGCUGGUGACCCUGUAGUGCUGAUGGGAACUCCUCCUGUAGACAACCAUUACACUAUCUAUUGCCUGGACAAAGAGCAAGGAAUUCAGUGGAUUGUGAAAGAAAGAUUGCCUUUUUUCCUUCAGAGUGAUUGCUACAUUGAAUACAGACUAGCCAAACUGUUGUUUCAGUGGGACCUAAACCUCUGUAUCCAGAGAAGGAAAACCAGCUUGGGUCGAACCACCCUGUCAACCCCACUACUGUGCUGUUCCUCCCAGUUGAACAAGGACAGUAACAAUUUAGUGAAGGUCUUACCAUGCUUGCAUUCUCUAGAGAACAUUUCAGCAAAACAAGAGUCUAUGAAGACGUACAACUUUACACGUUUUCCCUCUGGCCAGGAGGAGCAUAUUGAUACAAAAUGCAGUAAAUCAUCUGGAUGUUUCUGCAGCUGUUCUAAGACAGAGAAUCCAUGUACCUGUUCCUCCUCUUCUAUCCUUAAAUGUGAAACAACCCUGGAAACCCAGAGCCCUCAAAUGCACUUGAGCUCCUGUGUUACAGAGCCAUCAGCUGGAAACCUGAACGAGCACUACCACCAAGAGUUCAGUAGCCUGAAUUGUCAGUAUUCUGAUCUACAGGUGAAGCACCUGGCUACCAGUGUGAUUAAACUGGUGGUUAACAAUGCACUGAGUGUGAUGGAUGGUCAGAGCCAGUCAAACAUUUCUAACUGCCUCAGCAACUCAGAAGACCAGACAGACUAUACCACAGAGAAAUCCUGUGAAGUUUGCCAUCAUCCAGCUGAUGGAGGCAGAGAAACAUUAGAGGGGAAGAAAGAGAAAGUUCAAGACGGCAAGAAUUUACUGGAGGAACAAAUAGACGGGGAUAAAAAGAAUGAGGAGGUGAAGAGUGAGGGCACAGGCAAAGAAAACAUCCCUGGUAUUUAUUGCCAUGACGACAGACCAGGCUUGGAUGAGUUCAAGGAGUUUUUGCGAGGAACACCAGGAGAAACGAUGAUUAAUUUCUGGAUGGAUAUAGAGAAACUGAAAACCUUACAGAGCAGAGAGCAGAAGAAUAGGUACCUGGUACUGAUGAGGAGCCGGUACCUGCUGAGUAGCAGUCGGAGCAGUCUGAAUGCAGAGCUGCUCUCCAGACUGGGCCUGGCUACGUCCCCCUGCUGGACAGAAGAGAAACUGUGCUCAGUCCAGCCCUGUCUAACCGAGGCUCUUCUCUUCUACUGGGCUCCUCGGUUCUGGACGUCCCAGUGUGUUCAGGGAGACCAUGAUGAUGCCCCUAAUGUGGGGCUGAGAACAGAGUGGUACUAUAGCCCUCCAUCAGGUGGACAGCCCUACUGUAGCUUCUUGGCCUUGCCUCUUUCCCGACAUGACACCUGCUUACCACCAUCCUCCAAUAUUGUUCAUACAGAGUUAUAUUCUAGUACAAGUGACUUACUUGGCAGCAGAGGAGUGGAACAGGUGUUACAGGCUCUCUGUUUUGAAUCCCGGGCUGGCUUGUACUUCACACGCUUUUGUGAACAAUCUGGAAACCAGCUGUGGGAGAACGCAGUUUACUUCUGGACCGACCUGCAGCACUACCAUGAGCUGUUCUACCAGGAUGGGAUGGACCCCUACAGAGUACAAAGAGAGGCACAGCUCCUUUACGCCACAUAUCUGAACAGUUCUGCCAGAAGGAGCAUUGGUGUGGAUGAGGGCAUUAGAAGGGAGGUGUACAACAGACUGAUGCCUGCUUUUGAGGAGCUUUUUGACGAGGUAGAGGAACACGCUCUGAACAUCUUGCUGCAGCCAUGGACACUGCUGGUUAGCAGAGACAAAGAGUCCUUCCAGAAGGUGUCUGUGCAGGAGGAGGUGCGCACGGUUGACAGUCAGGAGUAUAGGGAACUCCAGAGUAUGUACCAGGAAUCAGAGAGCCGACGGAAACAGGUUGAGAAGUGCGGGUCCACGUUAUUUCUCUCUCCUGUUACAUGCUCUACUGGUUUCUCAAAAGCAGCCCAAGCACCUGAAUCUUGGUCCAGUGUCUCUCCAAAUUAUCAAGGUUACCGUCUAGGUUCUUUACUUCGCCACCGCCCUGAGAUUGGCCACUUUAUGUCUUUUCUCCAGAAUCAGGAUGCCAGUAUCCAUUUGACGUGCUGGCUGGAUUUGGAGCAGUACAGGAGGACUCAGAAGGACACGGCUGUCAAACAAGAGAGGUCCUCUAAUAUAGCAACCAGAUACCUCAACAGGAUGUACUUCUUUGGCCCCAAUAGCCCUGCCUCAGCAGAACAACAGAAUGAUAUACUGCGCUUGGCAGGUGGACUGGAGCGUCUGACACUAGAGUCUCUCUCAAACUCGCUUGUUGUCAAGAUCCAGGACAUUGUUAGGACCCACAUUGAAAAAACAUGGCUGCCUCAGUUUCUGACCACAGCAGAGUUUACACAACGGCAGCAACACAAACCAGAGCCCCAAGCCCGAGCAGCAGACCAGCUCUCACAGUACAUCUACCGUCAACGCAGAGCGAGGAGAGAACCCUGGAAGGCUGGGGGCCAGUGGAUGAGUUCGUCCAGAGAGAUUCUCCUGUUUCGACAGAUCCUACUCAAUCCUGUCACUUGUAUGCAGUUCCAGCAUUUCAUCUCCCUGAAGGGAGACUUCCUGGAGAAUGAUGUGCUCUUUUGGCUGGAGGUCCAGAGGUAUAAGGACCUCUGUCAUUCUCACAGUGACGAGGCCACCAUCCAGCAGAAGGUCUCCACUAUAAUCAGGUGUUUCAUCAACUCAUCCACGCCGCCCACCCUGCAGAUCGACAUCCCUCCUGAACAGGCCCAGUACAUUCUGGAGAAACGCCAUGAGCUUGGCCCUUACAUCUUCAGAGAAGCGCAGCAGUCAGUAUUCAAUGAAUUACUGAAGUUUUGGCCUGAGUUUCAAGAGCUCAGCAACAGUGUCCAAGAGGAACGACUUCUCCCUCUACUGCAGGAGAAACGAGCUGAGCACAGAGCCGAAGUGCGAAGACACAGGAGGAAAGAGGAAGAGAGGAGGAGAGCCAAAGAAGAACUAGAGACACAAGAAUCCAGUGUAAGAGAGGAGGACACAGGCGAUGUGGCUCAUGUAGAAGAAAGAAGCGAAGCAAAGCAGUUGAGGACACAGAGCACAGUGCUGCAGACUCCCACUAAGCCGCUGUCAUGGUCCUACUCCAAGUACAUGGCAGCUCUGAAGAGAGAGGAGCUGCUGCUGAAAAGGCAGAGUCAGUUGGAAGCCUCAUUCUCCACAGCCUCAGACUCCUCUGACUACAGCGUCGGGUCAGCGGGCAGCAAGCUCAGCUACAGAUGAAAGUAAACAGUCUAACAGAUAUAACAGUAAGUGAACUGUGCUUUUCCAGCAGUAUGACUCAACAGUCUACCUCCAAAACGCGUGUUGGACUGCAGGAGGUGCAAGAGGCUGUG